AUGGCAUUCUCAAUUUGCACGCCAACACCUUAUUUCAGCUGUUUUAACUCUUCAAACCAAUCUUCCCUUCCAUCUUUACCUUUCAAGCCACUCAAAUUCCCUCCAUUCUGGCCUUGGCAGAAGGUGAAGAUGGGUCCCCUCACCGUGUCUCCAAUGGGGUUUGGAACGUGGGCUUGGGGCAACCAACUUCUAUGGGGGUACCAAGAAUCAAUGGACACUGAUCUUCAACAAACUUUCAACUUGGCUGUUGAGAAUGGCAUCAAUCUUUUCGACACUGCUGAUUCUUAUGGGACUGGCAGGUUAAAUGGGCAGAGCGAAAAGCUUCUUGGCAAGUUCAUACAAGAAUUUCCAGGAAAACAGAUGCGAAAUGACAUUGUGAUUGCUACAAAGUUCGCAGCAUAUCCAUGGCGUCUGACACCGGGCCAAUUCGUUAAAGCUUGCAAGGCGUCGUUGGAAAGGCUGCAAGUUGAGCAGAUAGGCAUAGGUCAAUUACACUGGUCAACCGCAAACUAUGCUCCUCCACAAGAGUUAGCUCUCUGGGAUGGUUUAGUGGCAAUGUAUGAGCAGGGUUUAGUUCGUGCCAUUGGAGUGAGCAAUUAUGGGCCAAAGCAGCUCAUAAAGAUUCAUGACUACCUUAAAGCCAGAGGAGUGCCCCUUUCCUCGGCUCAGGUACAAUUUUCUUUGCUAAGCAUGGGAGAAGAUCAGAUGGAGAUCAAGAGGGUUUGUGAUUCUCUGGGAAUCCGAUUGAUUGCUUAUAGUCCUUUAGGACUCGGAAUGCUUACUGGGAAAUAUACAUCUUCCAGACUUCCACUUGGCCCUCGGGCAUACUUAUUCAGGCAAAUUCUUCCAGGACUGGAACCUUUGUUGAACUCCCUAAGAGAAAUUGCACAGAGAAGGGGUAAAACUCUGCCACAGGUUGCUAUAAACUGGUGCAUUUGCAAAGGUGCUAUUCCAAUUCCAGGAAUUAAGACAGUAAAACAAGCAGAAGAAAACUUGGGUGCCCUUCGUUGGUGCUUGAGUUCAGACGAGUUGCUUCAGUUGGAAUACGCAGCAAGCGAGUCUCCACGGAAAAUGAUCCAAAACAUUUUUCAGACAAGGUAA
Dovyalis caffra is the source of this 1101-nucleotide messenger RNA. NCBI's taxonomy places the organism in Eukaryota, Viridiplantae, Streptophyta, Magnoliopsida, Malpighiales, Salicaceae. The record is from the annotation of a GenBank genome assembly.